CUAGUCUAGCUCUGUCAGUUUCGGAGCUCUUCUGGACCUGACCUCGAGUGGAUAUCACGUCCCCGAUCAUGCCAUGCUAUAGCUAACACAAUUUAUUUCUCGCGUUGACGAGGUAACACUCUGCUAAUUGUUAUUACUUAUUGUUAGCCGAUAGCGGUCACCUGGUCACUUGAUCUGUUAGAGCUAUUGGUGUAUCAAGCCUGUGUUAGCCACCGUGCCAUUGUCCCCCGCAUAAACACAAUCAUAUUCUUGGCAUUCCGAAAUUAUUUUGGUAAUUUCGGCCUGGAUAGCAGCGGUGCGUCUGUGGAGGUGUUCUUGAACUAGCGAGCAUGAGCGCUGUGGUGGCGGAGAUCAAGCGAGGCUAUUUGACUCGGGUGAAGCCAGGAAUACGGCUAACGUCGAGAAAGAAAUGGGUGAAAUUGGUCGAGUACGGCCAGACACGGGACCUUCGCCUGGAUAUUUUUGCCACAGAGAAAGCGGCACGUGAUGGAGAGCCUUGCCGGGAAUGCGUACGAUUGGACGAUGCCAAGCUGGCCAUCCGAACUUCCAAACACAAGUAUACGUUUAUUAUCGAGCUGAACUCAGAGAACAUGGAGCGUGAGCAGCUAAUGUUCGCUAGUGAUUCGGACACUGACGCAGACGAUUGGGUGGACGCCAUCAAUCGCAUGCUAAUGCAGAGCAGCUCAUCUCAUCGCCGGCUGGGGUCAUCGGCGGCAGUCAUUGGCCGACCACCGGAUAUCAACAAGCUGACUAGUCUGGGAGACGGUAGAUUCUACGUGAUCCCGACCGUGUACCAUGAUCGACUGCACUGUCGACCGGGUGAGACCUGCGUCCUGCAAACCACACCUGAUAAGCUUAUACUGCUGAACGAAACAGGCCACGAUACGCUCGUUGAGUGGAAUCUGGCUGCGCUGCGUCGUUAUGGCAACACUUCAGAAUACUUCCAGUUUGAAGCAGGACGGCGGACAACGACGGGUGAAGGUGUGUUUACGAUGAUGACCAAGGAUGGACAGGGCAUAUACGACCUGGUUCAUAUGUACACACAGGAACUAGUCAGGAAAAGCAAGGUGGGCACCCAGCGAACAGGCAGUCUGCCAGGAGUGUGUCUUAACCGCGCCGGAUCAAUAGCCAGCUCCCACUCACCAGCCUCAAACCGUUCUUCUAUCAGCAGUGUUGGCUCAUUACCCUCUCCUAACACAGCAUUGACUAGCAGCUCGCUUCCACCAGGCGUCACAGGUGGUGUCAUCACUGGCUCUCUUAGACCGCACUCACAGAGUUUUGAUCGCGGCACGCCCAGCGCAGACCAAAGCACCUACCAAACACUCGACGCAAGUAGUCAAGAGAGCAAUCAGUACCAAGCACGCUCGGAUAUGGUGGGACAGAGAAGUCAUUCGGUUUCCACGGGAACGGCUGGAGCAGCUGCUGAACCGGAAAACUCCUAUCAAGGCUUAUCGGCAUUGACAACGGAUAACCCGCCUACGUACAUGGAUGUGGUGGCGUCUGAUAUGCAAAACAUGCGCAUUGCAAACGGCGGUGGCGCGAGCGGCAGUGGUGGUGGCGGUGCGGCGAAUGGAGGUACGAACGGACCAUCGGCGGGUGUGUAUCAGCCACUGGAUAUAACGACGCGACUUCAGCCAGCGUCCGGCGCAUCCACCGAUUCGUCCACGUAUCAGCCGAUUUCUCUUGUGGGUGUGGAGUCGAACACGUAUCAAGGUGUGAGCCUUCCCGCCAACAGACAGACGGGGGAACAAAGCACGUAUCAAGCUCUUCAGUAGUUCAUGGCUCUCGGUGAGUCAUGCCGUGUCCAGCUGAGUGCUCCCUGUUUGUUCACUUGUGUAUUGUGAACUGGACACAGUGUGCACAGUGCCAGUGGACCCUGUUCAUCUAGUGAUCAUCAUCACUACAUCAAACUCUAUGCACUCCGUACAGUGGACAGCGUGUGUGCGUGUGUGUGUGUGUGUGUGUGUGUAUGUGUGUGUGGGGGGGGGGGGGGGUUGCGUGUGUGUGUGCGUGUGUGUCACACCAUCACUUAAUUGCCAUGUGAGAACAUCACUACGUCUCACCACGCUGCCACAUGCCGGGGCAAUGUACUGCCUACGGUUCUGUGAGCGGAGCGUGUCAGAGUAGUAUGUCCAUUGUGUUGUAUCUCCAUUGUGUUGUAUCUCUAUCAGUGUGGGCUGCAGCAGUAUAGUAACAGAGAGCAUGUUUUCCACCGUAAAUAGAUUCCGUAUACCUGUGCAUGGCGCCGCACUGACUUGUAUACCUGUGCAUGGCGGCGCACUGACUUACAUUAUCUAUUGUAGGUUAGGUAUCCGUAUCCGGCUGCUGGCCUUUUCUCAAUUUACUCACAUUUUUUCUUCUAAUUAUUCUCUUCCGCGGCUGCCCAGCAGACUGCACGUAAAGCUUCACUGAACUGCUUAUCUGGUAAUGGCGUGACGUCCAUGAGUAUACUCGGCUGUAGUGUGGCUUGCCUUGCUCCCAAUUUGAAAGUAGUGUCAAUUCCUGUUUCCAAGGCCCCAGGCUAACCAAUUUAUCAUGCAAGAGUACAUACAUGUGUAUGUCGUCAUAGCGUUUGUUUGCUCUGCAUUUCCUGCGCUCAGUUGGUGUUUUCCCUCUGUCCCAGCUUGCUGCCUUUUUCAUUUUUGAUACCAAAACCGAAUGUGAAUGCCUCAGUUUUCGUUGCACGGUCUCCCCUGCUCUUCACUGCAUCAACUUGAUGAUCUAUUAUGAUUGCAAUUUCAAUAGCAUGCCCUUUUAUUUCACUUGAACACGUAAUUAAAAUCUUAGCUGCCUC
This is a messenger RNA of Sycon ciliatum, 2794 nucleotides long. RefSeq names its product docking protein 6-like. The record is from RefSeq and is a predicted model, not a curated record. The coding region runs from base 330 to 1775 and encodes 481 amino acids. Gene Ontology annotation, cellular component: cytoplasm. Gene Ontology annotation, biological process: cell surface receptor protein tyrosine kinase signaling pathway. The transcript has 10 exons. NCBI's taxonomy places the organism in Eukaryota, Metazoa, Porifera, Calcarea, Leucosolenida, Sycettidae.